This is a messenger RNA of Labeo rohita (rohu), 3354 nucleotides long. RefSeq names its product ST6 (alpha-N-acetyl-neuraminyl-2,3-beta-galactosyl-1,3)-N-acetylgalactosaminide alpha-2,6-sialyltransferase 4 (gene st6galnac4). The record is from RefSeq and is a predicted model, not a curated record. Gene Ontology annotation, biological process: ganglioside biosynthetic process; oligosaccharide metabolic process. The transcript has 6 exons. Lineage: Eukaryota; Metazoa; Chordata; Actinopteri; Cypriniformes; Cyprinidae. The coding region runs from base 96 to 971 and encodes 291 amino acids. Gene Ontology annotation, molecular function: alpha-N-acetylgalactosaminide alpha-2,6-sialyltransferase activity.
GUCGGAACGUAAAUAUCUGCGUGUCAAGGAAAAAUGAAAGUGAGGGUUUCUUCCCCAGUUGAGCGCCUGGGUUGGAGCUUCAGCCUCAAAAGGACAUGAAAUCCCUGCGGAUUCUCUGGAUCUGCCUCCUCCUCCUCGCUGUGUGUCUGCUAAUAUGGUACAAUCUUGUGAUGAGGUCUAGACUUGCCAUCAGAACAGGCCUGCGUGGUUACGUGAGGGUUCAUCCCAACACUCGCUCAAUGCCAUACUUCCUGGACUUCCGCUGUGGCCGCUGUGCCGUGGUGUCCAGUUCCGGGCACGUGCUGAGCAGUGGACGGGGUCAGGAGAUCGACCGACAGGACUGUGUGAUCCGGAUGAACGUGGCGCCCACGCUCGGGUACGAGGUCGAUGUGGGGAACAGGACCAGUUUGCGUGUGGUCUCUCACACCAGCGUGCCACACCUGGUACGGCAGCAGGGCCAUUUCUUCGGGCGAGAGGCGGAAACUAGAUACGUCAUUUGGGGCCCUGAGAAAAACAUGAGACAGGAUGGAAAGGGGAAAACCUUCAAUGCACUAGUGAUGCUGGCUAGGAAGUAUCAACGUACACACAUCUACACCGCCACCAGAGACAAGGUUCAGCACUGUGACAACGUCUUUCAAAACGAGACGGGCAAAAACAGGAUGAAAUCGGGGGCAUUUCUCAGUACAGGGUUUUUUACAAUGAUUUUGGCUCUGGAGAUGUGUGACAGUAUUUUGGUUUAUGGAAUGACAGAUGGCUCUUACUGCAGUAACGCCAACCACUCGUUUGUGCCGUACCACUACUACGAGCCGUCCCGUCUGGAUGAGUGCCGCAUGUACCGCGCUCACGAACACGCCAAGAGGGGCGGCCAUCGCUUCAUCACAGAGAAACUCAUUUACAGCCGUUGGGCGUCUCAGGGGAAGCUGCAGUUUGUUUACCCAUCCUGGUCAGCGCAGGAACAUCAGCAAGACUAGUUUCAACCAGGUUCGACUUUGUGUGAAGAUGUCGGUCAGGCUUCAGCAAACAUUUUUCCUCGUGAUGUCAGUUUCUGUUCAUAUCAAAAACCACUGCGGUUCUUUUAUUGUGUGCAUUUACUCAUCAGUUGCUGCUUUGCCUUUGCUUAUUCGGUAGAGGUUUAUUCCUUCAGUCUUAAACAUAAUUCUGCAAAGUAUUCUUCAUAACGAGCCUUCUGCAUUAUUGUAUUACUGACAAAGACAUGACAUGCUAAUUUGUCUAGUUGCUGGUUUACUAGCACUUUCCAUGGUCAACUACUGAAAUACUAAACUCAUCUGUGUGAGAAGACCUGAAUUCAGAGCUCAAAUGACAUUUCAAUACAUUAAUGUCAGAUAAUACCUCUUAAAUAAUCAGUUUAUUCAUAGCGAUGAUCAUAUGUUUUAACCACUAUAAACUAAUUGUGUGCAGUAAACUCAAGCUUAGUUAGCAGUAAUUAGAGAUAACUAACAAACAGGAUAACUUGCUAGGGUGUUGCAGUUCAUUUAGCAGAUGUUACAUUAAAAUAUUUGUACAGGGUUGUGCAACUUUCUAUCCCUUCUCUUAAAUUAUUCAUUUUUUACAUGUAGUAUUAUCUUAGCUGUAUAAAUAUAACAUAUAAUAUAAUUAUAUAAUUAAUGAUAUAAAUGCUCAAAACGUAUAAUACUACAUGUAAUUGCUCCGUUAUGCAGUGUUAGAUGUGGUCAUUUUUCGUUAUACAUUUAUCAGUAUUUUCUAUAUUAUUAUUAAUAAGUAAUAUUAAAGCAGCUAUUUAUUAGUUGACACUGAUGAUUUUAUUAUUAACACUGUGAUUUCCUAACAUUUCUUAGAAAAAUGACAUUUUUUUUAAAGGGGUCAUCGGAUGCCCAUUUUCCACAAGUUGAUAUGAUUCUUUAGGGUGUUAAUGAAAAGUCUCUAAUAUACUUUGGUUAAAAAUUCUCAAUGGUUGUGUAAAACAACACCCUUUUUACCUUGUCAAAAUCAGCUCUGCAAAAAUCAUCUAAUUCUGGUCGAGGCUGCUUUAAAUGCAAAUGAGCUCUGAUCGCCCCACCCCUCUCUGCUCUCUGUGGAGUGACGAGCCUGUUUACUUUAGCCGCGUUUAGCCGCUAAACUUGCUAACUAGCACAUUAUUAGGAAAGACGAUCGCAAAGAUUCAUAAAAAAACCUUUAUACUCACUUCUGCUGUAAGUAAAGCUGGAUCAGGAAUGAUUCGCGCGAACAUAGACGGAUAUAUGUAGAUCGGGAGGCGCAUUCUCUACACAAACAAACGUAAUCUACUGCAUCUUCAGCGACUUAGAUGUCGGGAGUAAAUGACGACCACUGUGUUCAUUAUUACAUCCAGCAACACAACACCUCAAUCGCUCAGUUCUUGUCUAACUUACAUCCCUGCUCCGGCAUCAAAACAUGGAGGUCGGACUGUUACAACUGAUCUUAGGUAAGACGCUCAUGUCAAUCAACUAUCGUGGGAGUGGCCUCUGUGCGUGUGACACAACAACGUCAGGCAUCUAAGAGUGGCUCGAUUUGAAAAAGGGGAUAUUAUUUUUACAGAUUAAUUAAAAACCACUGCAUGGAUUUUUAUCAUUACAGGGUAGAUGUGUACAUACACUGCCAACACACAUUAAUGUUCAAACAACAUGUAAAAGUGAACUUAGCGUCCGAUGACCCCUUUAAGCAUUUAACAUUCUCAUUUCAUCAACAAAACUAUGUGCAUGUUUUUCCAAGAAAGUUUUUCCCUUUUUACCUUUUGCUUUGAUUGCACUUUUUAUUUUGUUUUUUUAUGUGUGUGUGUUUAUAGAGAAUUUUGUCAUUCGCCAUCUAACCUAAGAGGGUUAAUUUCUAUUUUUACUUAAAGGUUUUCUGUAAGGAUGAGAGAAAAGGUACUGUGCUUUUAUGAUUAUAUACAUUUAUUUUUGUAUUUAUUUCAAGGUGCAAAAUGUUACUGUGGAACAAAACUGUUAUUUUCGAUAUUUUAAUAUUGUAUGCAUGUGUUUGCAUAAAAUGGUUUUUGGUGCUUGUUUUGUCUUAGUAUUAAUAUAUAAUGAGGUCACAUUAUGAAUUAAUAUCAUGAAAUGAUAUUAAAUUUAAUGUGUAUUUUAUUUUAUUUUUUUUACAUUGGAUUAUGUCAUAUUUUCAACUACUCUGUAUUUGAUGCAUAGGCUAAUAUGAGUUUCCAGUGAAAAUUACUUUGUAAUAAAACUAAUGUUUUAUUUCUUUUUACUUUAAAAUUAAAAAGUAAGAGAUCCUUACACACAUCAUUUGAUGAAAUUACUGUGUAAUUCUUUAAUGAUGGUUUGACCUGUGAUGACUCUUGCUCUGUAUCUCAAAUUAAAAUCACCAGUUAAUAAACUAAGCAUUAUUUUAAUUUAA